AUGGCGAGGUCGCAUCGCACGCCGUCGCCCACCGCGACGGGGCAUUCGAGAAGGUCGUUCGCGCGUCAGCGUAGCGGCGAUAAUGGCGGCGCUUAUGGCUCCUCGACGAAUGUCGUCAUGAGCUGCAGCCCCGCGGCCACCCUCGAAUUCCCCGCCUCCCCUUCCGCCUCCCCUUCCGCCUUCCCUUCCGCCCCCGCGUGGCCGCACGUGUCCCAGAUUCCUCCUGUUGACUCGAUUCUAUGGCCGUCCGAUGCCGCAAGAUUCAACACAAACGGCGGAGAGUUAUUCCCCGCGUUUCACUGCGGAUUUCCCGCUGAAGGAGGAGCUGCUAAUGGUCCCGCGGCAGCCGACGUGGCGCUUGGGGAUUGGUUGAACAAGGCAGCGGCAUCAGCGGCGGUUGAAACGGUACCAAUGGUGGUGGAGCGGAGACAGAGGCGGUCGCUGAUGCAGCAGUGGUUCCACGAUGCUCCUCAUGGGCUCAUUCCGCCCGCCUUCCCUGAAAUCGGCCGAACCAGCCAAGUCAACCAAAUCAACCAAGUCAACCAAGUCAACGCCGGAUUCAACGCAGUCAAUGCUGUCAUCACGUUCAGAGCAUCGAGCAGAGUCAACGCGGUCAACACAGUUCACACGGUCAACACGGUGAUAACUGGCAGUGCCUGCACUGAACCCGAACCUGCUGACGCCAAUGUCAGACUCCUCCAAGCCUCGGAGCCAGCUCUGGAAUUGGAAUCCGAGCCUGCAACUUCGGUUGAGCCUCUGAAAGACAAUGCCUGUGGACACGCAAUCCCAGCAGCAGAGGAGAGGGAGGUGCAAGUUGGGGAGGUGGAGAUGGGGGAGGUGUUGGGGCGGCCAGUGGAGGACAUUCGGCGGAGGUGGCUUCUGUUGAAGAAGGAGAUAGGCAGGGGGCAGUACGGUGUGAUACGGAGAUGCGUGCACCGCAGCACCGGGGAACACGCUGCCUGCAAGAGCAUCCGGAAAUCCGCGUUCCAGGGUGCUGCUGACGUGGAGGCAGUGCAGAAUGAGGUGGCAUUCGUGGAGGAACUCAAGGGCCAUGCCAACAUCAUCAAAAUCAAACAGGCUGUAGAGACGCACAGGCACGUGCACGUGGUGAUGGAGCUCUGUGAGGGGGGAGACCUGUUUGACCUUAUUGACUCGCACGGAAGGCUCUCGGAACCUUCCGCAGCGCACAUCUUCCGAUCGCUCAUGCUGGCCUUGCAGCACUGCCACUCGCACGGCAUCGUGCACCGCGACGUCAAACCUGAGAACAUCCUUCUAUCACAACAUGCUUAUAACGAGGAUACUGAAGGAGCUGAUAUAAACGGCUGUGAAGUCAAGCUGAUUGAUUUUGGAUUGGCCGCUAGGCGCACUCCGGGUGUGGCUCUAUCGGGGGCGGUGGGCACGGCAAACUACAUGGCGCCGGAGGUUUUUUCUGAGUCGCACGGCGCUGAGUGCGACGUGUGGAGCGCUGGUGUCGUGCUCUUUAUGAUGCUCUGUGGCUCGUUUCCCUUCUAUGGGAACAGCUCCGCGAGCAACAGCAGCAGUGGUAGCAGCAGUAUGAAAUACGGAGGCAGCAGGAGCAGCAAUAGCAGUGAUGGUGGUGGGGGUGGUGUGUGGCAGAAGGUACUGGAGGCCAAGUGGGGUGGGUUCAGCCGCAGCCGGGGGUGGCAGGAGCUGUCGUCACCAGCCAAGCAUCUCAUCAUUCGCAUGCUCUCUGCUGAUCCCACCACCCGAAUCAGCGUGGACGAGAUUCUCGCCGUGCGCACGCCCUGCUGCCCGCGCUGUAGCAGCCGUCCGCACAGCAGCAGCUGCGCGCACAGCCACAGCCGCGCGCACAGCCACAGCCGCGCGCACAGCCACACCUGCGCGCGAAGCAGUAGCAGCCGCACGCGCCACUACAGCCACGUGCGCCCCUGCUGCCGCACGCACAGAGCCGCACAGGAGCAGCCGCACACGCACAGCAGCCGCAGCCACACGCACCAGCAGCCACGCGCGCAGCAGCAGCCGCACUCACAGCAGCAGCCGCCCGCGCAGCAGCCUCCACUCAUGCAACAGCAGCCGACCGUGCAACCGCACGAGCAGCACCUACCGCACCCGCAGCUGCAGUUGCACACGCCCUGCACCCCUACUUGUUGGUUCUGA
Molecule: messenger RNA, 2139 nt
Organism: Closterium sp. Naga37s-1
Lineage: Eukaryota; Viridiplantae; Streptophyta; Zygnematophyceae; Desmidiales; Closteriaceae
Source: the annotation of a GenBank genome assembly